Molecule: messenger RNA, 253 nt
Organism: Racocetra persica
Lineage: Eukaryota; Fungi; Glomeromycota; Glomeromycetes; Diversisporales; Gigasporaceae
Source: the annotation of a GenBank genome assembly
AUGGCACAAUUGACUACGACUAACAAUAAUUGGCCUGUUGCAAAGGUUCGGUCAACUUUUAUAUCAUACUUUGAGUCAAAGGGUCACAAGUAUAUACCUUCUUCCUCCACGAUACCCUUUGAAGACCCAACUUUAUUAUUUGCGAACUCGGGAAUGAAUCAGUUUAAAUCUAUAUUUUUGGCAACAGUUGACCCAAAUUCAGAACUUGGAAAGCUUAAGAGAGCGGCCAACAGCCAAAAAUGUAUUCGUGCAG